Molecule: messenger RNA, 765 nt
Organism: Exophiala xenobiotica
Lineage: Eukaryota; Fungi; Ascomycota; Eurotiomycetes; Chaetothyriales; Herpotrichiellaceae
Exons: 1
Coding region: 1-765 (254 amino acids)
Molecular function (GO): oxidoreductase activity
Source: RefSeq, a predicted model, not a curated record
AUGUCCAACAAAAGCCCACUUGUCAUUUUAUGUACUGGAGCAAACAGGGGUAUUGGUUUAGCCAUCAUCCAGGCAUUGGCGAACCACCCACAAACGACCAGUUCCAUUUUGCUUCUUGGUUGUCGCAAUGCCGACAAGGGAACUGAAGCCGUCCAGGAACUGCGCAAGAAAGGAAUCACUUCCUCCGUCCAGCCUCUCGUCAUCGACGUUACUUCCGAUGUCUCCAUACAAGACGCCGUAGCAGUGGUCAGGCGUCAAUAUGGCCGACUUGAUGUCCUGGUCAACAAUGCUGGAUACGCCGCCAUACCCUCAGCUUCGGAUCAUUCCGACUGGCGAGAAAUCUACACCAGGGUGUACGACACCAACGUUACAUCGGUGGCUUUGGUGAUGCAGCAUUUCUUGCCCCUCCUCCGCGAAUCUGCAGGCAAGAUCAUCAACAUCUCUUCUGCCCGUGGCUCGACGUCUUUGGCUUCGGGCAGAGUCCUGCCGCCUACGGUGUCCAUUCAAUACAGCGUGUCCAAGGCGGCCCUGAAUCUGCUGACCGUCGAGAUGAGCCGACAAUCCGCCAAUGAAAAUGUCGAAUUCCAGCUAGUCAGUCCUGGACAUUGCAAGACUGCAUUCAAUGGGUACAGGGGGACCCGAGAUCCGCUCGAAGGUGCAAAUGUCGUGGUUGGUCUGGUCACGGCCGAGAAAGGCACAUUCAAGAAUUCCGGGUUUUGGGAGACCAAAGGUGGCAGCAUGGACCUCGUUGAGAUCCCUUGGUAA